UGGAAAGUCGACGGCCAGUCUUCAGGCAAACUGCGCGACCAUAUCGUCAACAAACACUUUGACCGUCGGGUCGACGAGAAGACGGACGCGUGGAUCGCGAAGUUGGCCGCCUAUCAGCUGGCGUUGAACCGAUCGCUUCGCCAAACGCCGUCCCGAUUGCCGACCGUUUCGUCGUCGACGGCGGCCACCGAUGACACGUCGCCGGAGCUGCUCGUCGGGUGCCGUCUCUGCGACCGUAUUAUCGAGUGCUUUAAACUGGAUCUCAUGGACAGACAGAAGCGUAAGUGUGUUUGCGGUUCGGGAGUGGAGUCCAACAAAGUGGUGGCCACUUGUCAUCUGUGUUCGCAAAUUUCGCACUACGAUUGCGUGGAACCGAUGCCCUUCUCAGGCGAAGACCUGUCUCUCUACAGAUGCUUGAAAUGCAAGCAUAAGACAGCGUUAUAUACGAUAUCUGGUCUGAAGUCGCUGUCAAAGACCCAACAGAGCGUUCAUCUGCACCAACACUUGGAUUACUUGCCGUACGCGUGCCGAGCGGUCAAAGGCGGCCAACAGGUGUGCAACGAGUCGUUCCCAUCCAUCAAGUAUCUCAAGGCGCACAUCAAAGCCGACCACAAUCUCGCGCUCACCGAAGAGCAACUGCGCGAACAGUACAUCACUCAUCGACUCAUUCCUAAAGUACAACAACUCAUCGACUUGUCUGUGGAGGGAGAGCCGGCCCGCGUCAGCCCCCCGGCGGCCAAUACUCAUCAGACCGUCGCCGCCGCUCGCGGAGGUGGAGUUGCCGGCGGUAGACGUACCACUAGUGGCAGUCCAAACACCAAUUCGUCGCCAUCCAAGUCACAGCCCUCUCCUCCCGUAUUGUCACCCAUUCGUCCGCUUCCAUCCGAUAUGAACGAUACGCCCAAUCGGGCCAUUGGUUUUGCCCGACGGACCGCCCCUACGAUCGAAAAUGGCAACAGUGCUAACGACGCGGGCGCUGCGGGUCCGCCGUUGCGAAGUCCGCCCCUUCUGGUCAACGCCAACACUCAUCAUCCAUCCAAUACAGUGCGGUCGCCGCCGAAGCGGCGUCGGGGUCCCGGACGGCCCCGCAAAAGCCCCACGAAGUCCCGCACCACUCAAUCUCUGGGCCCCAGUAAUGGCCACCAACUGAUGGCCGAUUCCAAUGUGAUUCAAAGGGCGACGAUUACGCCCAACGGGUAUAUCGCGGACCGGAACCCAUUGCUCAGGAGUCGGCUGUCGGAGAAGUCCCGCCUCUCGCGGCCGAACAUCAGUCUGAGCCGAGAGGAGGAACAGGCGUUGCGAACGAACAAACGGACGGCCAAUGGCGGCGCCGACGGUAGCGAUGAGAGCACCGGUUGGAACUCAGAUGUCGAAGAGUUUGAGCGCAACACUCAUACAAAACGGGUCAAGUCUUCGCCGGCGGCGGCCUCGAGAGCUGUCGGCUCCUCCGCCUCUACCUCUACUGCCACCACUCACUCGAACGGCUCUAUUCCAGUCACCAAUGGUCGCCCGACUCAGGCCGUCAACAAUAGUCGGCCCGAAGGCGUCGGUCGACGUGUGUCUCAGCAGUCGUCGUCGUCUCACGAGGAGAACAGCCUAAUGACGAUUCACAUGGCGUGCAAUACUCCCGAUAGAGAGGCCAAAAAGCGGUCGCAGAACUCACCAAACAGUGUCCAAAGACGGGAACCGACGGCCGCCGCAGCCGUCGGCGGCAGAGCUAGUCAUUCGCCGGACGUGGAGAACGUUGGGUCCGUUGCCAACAACUCGGAGCCACAGAACAACACCGCAGCGAUGGCCGGGCCGUCGGUGACUUCCGCAUCGAACAGCGAUUGGCUGCUCCACACGCGGCCCAAGAAGUUCCCGUACUAUCCGCAAAAGGACGACGAAGUGGCGUACAUACCGUACGGCCACCGACUGUACUCCGAUCACGUCCGGGCACUGAACCUCUAUAAGCAGACCAAUCACAACAAGCACAUGAAGGGCAAGGACUACAUGUUCGCCAAAGUACGUGAGAUCCGGUACGAGAGGCACGCGAACGUACGUCUGGUCAAACUGACACUCGUGGCGCUCCGGGACUCGGCCGAG
Molecule: messenger RNA, 2085 nt
Organism: Medioppia subpectinata
Lineage: Eukaryota; Metazoa; Arthropoda; Arachnida; Sarcoptiformes; Oppiidae
Source: the annotation of a GenBank genome assembly